Molecule: messenger RNA, 2194 nt
Organism: Neurospora crassa OR74A
Lineage: Eukaryota; Fungi; Ascomycota; Sordariomycetes; Sordariales; Sordariaceae
Gene: gel-4
Product: 1,3-beta-glucanosyltransferase gel1
Exons: 3
Coding region: 568-1968 (466 amino acids)
Biological process (GO): fungal-type cell wall (1->3)-beta-D-glucan biosynthetic process
Cellular component (GO): fungal-type cell wall; cytoplasm
Molecular function (GO): 1,3-beta-glucanosyltransferase activity
Source: RefSeq, a predicted model, not a curated record
GGAGGCCAUUCGCGGGAACUGGGAGGACGGGACUGUCCUGAUACGCCGAGGUCCCAACACGGGUUUUCACCACGCCGGGUUAAAUAAAGCCAAGCGAUGCCGGCGACAGCCUAUUGGUUCGAUGGCAUUCCAAGAGGCUUCCAAGAAACCCCAAGAUUCUUGUCACCAUAUGGCUGGCGCUGGCUGGCGUCUUGCCUCGUCUUGGAUGGUGGCUAUGCACCGGCCAAACAACAUUGUUCCCCGAACCGGUUUUAGCCACCCUUCGUGUUUCUCUUUGAGUACACAAGAAUGAGCUGAACUCACUCCAAGUCUUCUUCUUUAAAACAUUCAUCGCUGGCUUUUUGUUGGUUCUUCAUCAGUCUGUCGCUAAACUCCCUCUUCCGCAACUCUUUUUUUGGCCCUUUUUCAAACCUACUGCCAUAUCGCUCGUUUGUAUGGUAUUUUAGUCCUGUUUUUUUUUUUUUUUUUUACUCUAUAAGAAGUACAUUCCCGCACACAUCCCCCGUGUGACACUUUGCCACCUGAAUACAUAACGAUUUAUUUAUCUGCAUAACCGUCAUCACCAAAAUGCGUUCUACCAUCAUUAUCACUGCCCUUGCGGCAUCCGGUACCGUUAAUGCCGGUGUUGCCGGCACCAAGAACACCAAGCGUGCUUCCAUCACCCCCAUCACCGCCAAGGGUAACGCCUUCUUCAAGGGUGAUGAGAGAUUCUACGUUCGCGGUAUCGCUUACCAGCCUGGCGGUUCUUCUGCCAACCUCGAUCCCCUUGCCGACCCCAAGAUCUGCCUUGAGGAUAUCAAGAAGUUCGAGGAUCUUGGCAUUAACGUUGUCCGUGUUUACUCUACCGACAACUCCAAGUCGCACAAGGAGUGCAUGAACGCCCUCGCGGACGCCGGUAUCUACGUUGCCCUUGACGUCAACAACCCGCUGUACUCCAUCAACCGCGCGACCCCUCACCCCUCUUACAACGCCGUCUACUUGCAGAGCGUCUUUGCCACCAUCGACGAGUUCGCCCAGUACGACAACACCUUUGCCUUCUUCUCCGGAAACGAGGUCAUCCACGAUGAGGCCGAGAGUACGCUCGCCGCGCCCUACGUCAAGGCCACCGACCGCGACAUGAGGGCCUACAUCAAGGCACGCAAGUACCGCGCCAUCCCCGUCGGUUACUCGGCCGCCGACGUGUCCAAGAACCGCAUGCAGACGGCCAAGUACUUCAACUGCGGCAGCGACGAGGAGCGGUCCGACUUCUUCGCCUUCAACGAUUACUCGUGGUGCAAGAGCGACUUCAAGACCUCUGGCUGGGACGUCAAGGUCAAGAACUUCACCGACUACGGCCUGCCCAUCUUUUUGUCCGAGUACGGCUGCACCACCAACGGCCGCGACUUUGGCGAGGUUUCGGCCCUCAUGGACCCCAAGCUCAUGACCAAGGUCUACAGCGGUGGUCUCAUGUACGAGUACACCAUGGAGGAGAACGGAUACGGAAUCGUCAACAUUACCAAGGGCAAGGACAUCACCGACCAGACCGGCGCGCGCAUCGAGCUUCCCGAGUUCGCGGCCUACAAGAAGGCCCUUGCCAAGUACCCCGCCCCCACUGGUGACGGUGGCUACUCCCAGACGACCAAGGCCCAGGACUGCCCUCCCAAGGAUGACGAUUGGCUCGUUGACUCGGAUGAGCUUCCUGAGAUGCCCGCUGCUGCUAAGAAGUACUUCGAGAACGGCGCCGGCAAGGGUCCCGGUCUCAACGGCGCCGGCUCCCAGUGGGCCGGUGAUGCCGCCUCCCCCACCACCGGUUCCGGCAGCGGCUCUGGCUCCGGCUCCGGCUCCGGCUCCGGCUCUAGCUCUUCCGCCAGCGCUUCUGCCACCCACAACGCUGCUGGCUUUUCCGUCGCUGGACCCGUGAACAAGGGCCCCUUCGUCGUCACCGGCCUUGCUCUCCUCUUCACCCUUGUCGGUGCUGUUGCUUUGUAAUUAUCGCAUGUAGCGACUAGCGACGGAGUGUUGAGAUGUGUCGGCUGAAUAAGCUUUUUGUACAUAACCCUAUACCAUAUGAGAACAUAUAGACAAGGAAUUCGGGAGGAUUGCGGUGAUUUCGGGCCUGUUGAAUUGCAUUCUGAUUGAAAAUAAUACCUAAAUUAGUCGAUUCACGUUUCGCGAUGCAUUCACAGUCUGUCGUUGUGGUUGUUAACUGUUUUCG